Paramacrobiotus metropolitanus is the source of this 901-nucleotide messenger RNA. RefSeq lists its product as uncharacterized. Lineage: Eukaryota; Metazoa; Tardigrada; Eutardigrada; Parachela; Macrobiotidae. The coding region runs from base 138 to 533 and encodes 131 amino acids. The record is from RefSeq and is a predicted model, not a curated record. The transcript is spliced from 2 exons.
ACCUACGGAUUCGAUCGAACUACAUGAUCAACCAAACUCGCACAUGAAUAUUGUGCAAAACAUACAGGUGAAACAUCCAUCAGAAUUUUCAAUUUUCGUAUGCAACACGUUUACUUCGUAAAUUAGCGCAUGCCAAAAUGCACUGGACACGCGUGUUUCUGUAUGUUGUCCUGGCCGCUGCCUUAGCAGCGCUGACCUUUGCUGCGGGAGAAACAACAGGAGCGGAAACCACCCCAACAACAGCAACAGUACCAGUUUCGUCAUCGACGCCUGCGAGGAAGUUCCACAAGAAAACCAGAGCGGAACGACUGCGCGCCCGGGCAGAAGUACUAGCGGCAAGAAAGGAGGCUGCCAAAGAGCGGGAACGGUUGCGACAAGAAGCUAAAAAGAAUACUAAAGUAAAAGGAUCACGAGGCAAAUCAGGUGGCAAGUUUCCUGCUUCACAAAAAGGCCCGCCACCGAUUGAUCGCUUUUUCAGUGCCGUCAAGAAUACCCAGAAACCGACACCCAAACCCACCCCUGCACCGGAGUAAUUAGGGAAUUUUAGAUUCUUACGUAAUAUAAUAUCGCUGCGGGGAAGGAUAGGACCGGUGAAACUUGUUAAAACAAUAGAGUUUUUUUAAAAGCCUUUAUUCAUAUUGCACCCAAGAUGAAUGUAUCUAAUGCGUGAUUAUGGCGAGUACCUUUAAUUACGGUGUUUAGUGUGUCCAUUGGGUAAUUAAUCAUUCUUAUCGUCUUAUUCCUGUAUUUUCCUUCAGUUUGUACUGAAAUAUUAGUUUGAGUAUGAAGGAGGUAAAUUUUAGGCUUUAAUUUAAGCACGUACAUUGAUGAAUCAGUUUAUGCCAAUUCUACGGUGUAUGCGUACAAGCACACAUGAAUAAGAAACCAAAAAACACUCGAC